UGCUGCUGCCCAGCUCUGAGCUCAUCUCUGACUAACAGGGCACGGAGCAGAGCAGCGGGGAUCUUUGGGAACACAUUCUUUGCGAUUGGAACGUGAAAGGUGGCAUUUUAUUUGCUUGUAUGAAAUAAUAGCACCUGCCACUUUUUGCCCUGUGACCUACCGCCUAUGACUGAACAUUUAAUAGCAGCCUGCGAGGGAGGUGAAAACAGUGAGACUGGGCUCUGAGUAACCCAUCCGAACUUCCACUGCCUGCCACCUGUCCGAGCUCGAUGCACAGCUCCCACAGCCCUGCCUGCCGCCGCUCCAAUCUGCCCAGCAGCCGGCACAAGAGGCAGAAAGAAGUUGUCCGAGGUGGCUGCCCAGCGAAGCCGAUCACCGGCUAAAUCGGGGAAAGAAGAAGCCCUGCUGAUCCCGCGUUGCCCGACCUGCCGGCGCAGCGGCAGCCGGGGCGAGCCAGGCGGAGGCGGAGCGGAGCGGAGCGGAGGGAGCGCGCAGCCUGCCCGGGGCUGCCGAGCCUCCUCCGCGCCCGGCGGCGCACGUUGGGCGGCGGCGCCUUCCUCCUCCUCCUCAUCCUCCUCCUCCUCUCCCCUCUAACCAUCCGCCCCCACCCGGCGCUGGCGGGGGCGGCCGCCACCUGUCGCGGGCUUUGCCUCCGCCUUCCACCCGCGGAAACUUUGCUUGGCGUCAACGGGAGAGGAUGGAGCCGGGGGAGCCCCUCAACCGAUCCCAGGAGGGGGCAGAGGCGCCCCGCGGGGAGUUCAACGCUUCCGGGCUGCCGGAGGCGGAGGGGAAGCCCCUCUUCGGCAUCGGCAUCGAGAACUUCAUCACCCUGAUAGUCUUCGGCUUGAUCUUCGCCCUGGGGGUGCUGGGCAACUCGCUGGUGAUCACGGUGCUGGCUCGAAGCAAGCCGGGCAAGCGCCGCAGCACCACCAACAUCUUCAUCCUCAACCUGAGUAUCGCCGACCUGGCCUACCUGCUCUUCUGCAUCCCCUUCCAGUCCACUGUCUACGUGCUGCCCACCUGGGUGUUGGGCGCCUUCAUCUGCAAGUUCAUCCAUUACUUCUUCACCGUCUCCAUGCUGGUGAGCAUCUUCACGCUGUCGGCCAUGUCUGUGGACCGCUAUGUGGCCAUCGUGCACUCGCGGCGCUCCUCCACCCUGCGUGUCCCCCGCAAUGCGCUGCUGGGCGUCGGGCUCAUCUGGGCUCUUUCCUUCGCCAUGGCCUCACCAAUGGCUCACCACCAACGCCUCUUCCACCGCAACGGCAGCGACCAGACCUUCUGCUGGGAGCACUGGCCCAACCCGCGCCACAAGAAGGUCUACGUGGUCUGCACCUUUGUCUUCGGUUAUCUGCUCCCUCUGCUGCUCAUCUCCUUCUGCUAUGCCAAGGUUCUUAAUCAUCUGCACAAAAAGUUGAGAAACAUGUCAAAGAAGUCAGAAGCAUCCAAGAAAAAGACAGCACAGACUGUGUUGGUGGUGGUAGUGGUUUUCGGCAUCUCCUGGCUGCCGCAUCAUGUGAUUCAUCUCUGGGCUGAAUUUGGAGUUUUCCCACUGACUCAAGCCUCAUUUCUCUUCAGAGUAGCUGCACACUGCCUGGCUUACAGCAAUUCUUCUGUAAACCCAAUUAUAUAUGCAUUUCUCUCUGAAAAUUUUAGAAAGGCCUACAAACAAGUUUUCAAGUGCCAGAUAGGUAACGAAUCACCUCUGAAUGAUGCUAAAGAAAAUAAAAGUCGGAUAGAUACACCACCAUCUACCAACUGUACACAUGUGUGAACUUUAGAAUGUCCUGUUUGUUGGCUCUUCAGCUGUGUGAAUCAACAAGAGUUCUGGAAAACAAAGCACAAUGAGCUUUAUCGCAGCUUUUUCUUGAUAAAGCUAAUAGGUAUUUAAGGUAAUGAAGUUGCAUUUGUAGCAAAUGUUCAUGAAACCGGUAUGAAGGAAAACUGGGCUGGUCCUUUGUGUUGUAGCUUUGCCAAAUGAAGCUCCUGACCUUUGAAAGAUAUUUCAGAAACAAAAUGUUGUUGAUGACUUGUCUGUGUUCUUAUUCAUUAAGCAUAAUGUGCAUAAGCAUUCAAAUGUAACGUGCAAGAAGUAUUCGUCAAUACUGACAAAUCACUGAACUUUCUGACAUCUUACUCCGUAGAAGCAAAGAGAAGGCUAAAUUUUCUGACUUACAGAUAAUAAAUACUGUGGUACUACAAUUUCAGAGAGGAAAACUUUCAUUCUCUGUUCAGGUUGUUUUGACAAUAUUUUCUUCCCUUUUUAAAGUAAAGAUGGGAUCUGACUUUGAGUUAAAAUAACCCACGUGCAAUUUGAGGCAAUUGCUUUAGAGAGGCAACACUGAUUUUAUCUGUUCAGCUAUCUUUUUAAUGUAACGUAGUGAAUGAUGAUGUACUUUUUACCGCUUUGUAUGGCUGCCUUACUGCAUACACAGAACUUCUGUGUACACUAUAUAAGGUUUUGUUUAUGGCCUGUGUGAAGUUGUAUCAAAAUGAAGAUUUGUCUCAGAAAAGCUUUUCUUUAGUUGUUGCAUGUGUGUUAUAUGUGUGCGUGUGUGCAUGUUUUGUUAACUUUAUUGACUCUGAGAUGGAAGUACAGUUUUAAAUGUGCAAUAUCAAUAUAUAUUUUAAAAUAUUAUGUUCCAUAAAGAUAACCCAAGCAAUGCAUAAGUGUUUAAAAACAGCAGCCCUACAGAAGUUCUAAUAGAGGUUUGAUACAAUGUAACUCUAAAAUGGAAAAUUUUGGAAGGAUACAUUUAAAUCGGUACAAAGUAUGUAAUAUAAAUUCUAAAUAAAAAAUGGGAGGGCCUCAGUAUUUUGAGGACAUAUUGUUAGCUGGA
Molecule: messenger RNA, 2837 nt
Organism: Numida meleagris (helmeted guineafowl)
Lineage: Eukaryota; Metazoa; Chordata; Aves; Galliformes; Numididae
Gene: GALR1
Product: galanin receptor 1
Exons: 3
Coding region: 698-1771 (357 amino acids)
Biological process (GO): negative regulation of adenylate cyclase activity; neuropeptide signaling pathway; positive regulation of cytosolic calcium ion concentration
Cellular component (GO): membrane
Molecular function (GO): galanin receptor activity
Source: RefSeq, a predicted model, not a curated record